AUGGACGAGGUUCGGGCAAAGUUAGACGCUUCGACAAGAAGGGUAUACGCACGACGUUACGGUCGGGAUGCGGCCGUUCGAAGGCAGUCGGGGCCGUCGCUUUUCGUCCCACGAAGACAAGGAGUCGAGAUGCCACCGUCUUACUUGGCUCUUAUCGAAAAAAUGAACCCGAUCCUUUUCGACGAGAUCCACGAUGGAGAAAUGAAUCAGCUACCUAUUCCCCCUGAUGAUAUCGCGUACCUCAACCGACUCGGACAGUUUAUCGAUAUCUUUGAAGGCGUACUAUUAUCAGAAACUAGCGAGUAUCAUGGUGAAGAAGCAUAUGUUCUUCAAGCAGAAUAUGAUAGAGUGUACGAUUUACUGUUUACAAAUAGUCAAUCGAUGACAAUUCUCGGCGAUGGCCAAUACACCUAA
Messenger RNA from Haemonchus placei, 414 nucleotides. NCBI's taxonomy places the organism in Eukaryota, Metazoa, Nematoda, Chromadorea, Rhabditida, Trichostrongylidae. The record is from the annotation of a GenBank genome assembly.